This is a messenger RNA of Lottia gigantea (owl limpet), 1137 nucleotides long. RefSeq lists its product as hypothetical. Bases 1 to 1137 code for a protein of 378 amino acids. The transcript has 9 exons. Gene Ontology annotation, biological process: proteolysis. NCBI's taxonomy places the organism in Eukaryota, Metazoa, Mollusca, Gastropoda, Lottiidae. Gene Ontology annotation, molecular function: serine-type endopeptidase activity. The record is from RefSeq and is a predicted model, not a curated record.
AUGGGUAAAGUUUCAAUUGAGGAAUGUGAAAAAACAAAUUCCGUAAAUUGCUCUGAAGGAACUGAUAUCCACGCCAACCUGGUUCUAUGUGAUUAUUUUGGUGGUGUUUGUGCUGAAGGAUGUGAAAUGUUUUAUUGGCAUAGAUUCAACAUCACGUUAUGUCCAACAGAGGGGCAUUUAUGCUGCACUCCGGACCACAUUUCAGAAUCCGUUGAUGAUACUCCUACGGUUCAAGAAGAAAAUACAUCUAUUGAUGAACCGGAUUCUCCAAUGGCUGAUGAACCUGCAUCCAGUAUGCCUCAUCCAGAUCAUUUACAAGAACAAUGCGGAUUUACUUCUCCCAUUCAUCGACGAAAACGGGUAGUUGGAGGAUCGAUUGCAAAUAGAAACGCCUGGCCAUGGAUAGUAGCUUUGCGAUCAGUACUAGGAGCACAUACCUGUUCUGGGGCUGUGAUAGCUAGUAGAUGGAUAUUGACAGCUGCUCAUUGUUUUAGACAUUUUCCUCAAGCGGAAUAUUGGCGAGUACGAACUGGAGAGUAUGAUUUAUUAGAAUAUGAAGAUUCAGAAAGAGAUAUUACGGUUUCAGAUAUAUUUAUUUUUCCAGAAUAUACAGCCAACGAUCCGACAUUUAACCGCGAAAAUCAAACACUAUAUAACCGAUAUGCUCAUGAUUUAGCUUUGAUGAAAUUAAACGAAGAUUCGGGUGUAGUACCAAUAUGCUUGUCGGGAAGGACCCAAGCUGAGAGAGUUGGUGGAGAAGAUGCAUCAGGAUUCAGUAUGGCCUCUAUAGAAGCUAAAGGGGACUGUUGGGUUGCAGGAUGGGGAACAACACUUAAUCAUACUGAUGACCAAGUAUUACGACAAGUGCAUGCCGAUGUAGUUGAUCAUGAGGAAUGCAGUCAGAUGUGGAAUACAUCUUUACAAGAGGAUAUGAUUUGUUUUGGCGAUGGAGUACGGGGUCCUUGUGCGGGCGAUUCUGGUGGACCAUUAGCAUGUAAAAUGGAUGGCAGAUUCUAUGUAACUGGUAUCGUAUCCUGGGGAGCAGAAAAUUGUAAUAUGAAUGGGCACCCCAGCGUGUUUGCAAGAGUGAUAUCACAUAUGGAUUGGAUUGAAACCACCGUUGCAGAUAGAAGCUGA